Messenger RNA from Aphanomyces astaci, 1181 nucleotides. RefSeq lists its product as hypothetical. The transcript has a single exon. The record is from RefSeq and is a predicted model, not a curated record. Lineage: Eukaryota; Oomycota; Saprolegniomycetes; Saprolegniales; Verrucalvaceae. Bases 56 to 1117 code for a protein of 353 amino acids.
AUCCAACUCCUCGUGAUGCGGUCCAUUCUCUAAAACAACGUCCGAGGUGUCUGUCAUGAUGCGAGUAGUCUUUGUCGCCGCCGUCGCCGUAUGUGCCACCAGCACCAACCACCGAUGGGCGCAAGACCCGUGCGUGGACGUGGAAGGUGACGCGCGCUUCUGCUUCGCGUCCUCGAACGUGUGCACCAGCACUCACUCAGGUGAAUGCCCGACGUCGAACACCCACGCCGAAGCCAAAUGUACCGAAGACGCCCCAAGUUUCCAUCCAACGGGAACCUACCAAGGCCGAUGCGUGCUCAAGGUCGACACCCACUGCGUGGAACGCUCUGCCGGCUUCGUAUGCGGCUACAUGGGUGCGCCGCGAUCUGGAGUGGACGCUGUUGGCGUGCCCCAACGAGGAGCAGAACCCGUGCAAGAAGUAGGUGAAGCGAAGCACCCGUUCCAACCUGUCCCCGCAGGCAAGUCGCACCGCCCAUUCCCAUUCGAACCCGACCAUGCGGGCAAAUCGCGCCACCCAUCCGAACCCGACCAGGAGGGUAAACCGCACCCCCCGUUCGAACCCAACCAAGGAGACAAAUCGCACCACCCGUUCGAACCCAACCAAGGAGGCAAAUCGCACCACCCGUUCGAACCCGAUCAAGUGGGCGAAGCGCAGCGCCCAUUCGAGCCCGUCAAAGGAGGCAAAUCGAAGCACCCGUUCGAACCCAACCAAGAGGGCGAAGGUCAAGACCCCGUGCAACCCGACCAAGUGCGCAUAACGUACCACCCGUUCGAACACGACCAAGUGGGCGAAGCGAAGCACCCAGUCGAAGAGGGGGAGAAAGUUCACCAAGCGGUGGUCCAUUCGGAUGCUGCUGCCGUGCCAACUACCAAGGACGAUAUCAAGUUCAGCUCCAACACCGUAGGUAUCACUGUCGGUGUCGUGGGCGUUGCCGCUGUCGCCGCCGUGGCGUUCAUGGCGAUUCGCAAGAAGAACUCGCGCAAGUCAGGCGACAAACCCGACAACCUUGUGACGCCAGAAGUGCCCCACCCCGACCACAAAGCGCCAAACCUUCUCGGCUCUGGCCCGCUCACGCCCUCGCUCAACGCUGAAAAGUCCAAGAUCUUUAGCGUGUAAUUGGGUCGUCCAAGUCUUUUUACGUUAACUUUUUAUCCACCCAGUUGCGUGUGUGUUCCUCACA